This is a messenger RNA of Coniophora puteana RWD-64-598 SS2, 893 nucleotides long. RefSeq lists its product as uncharacterized. NCBI's taxonomy places the organism in Eukaryota, Fungi, Basidiomycota, Agaricomycetes, Boletales, Coniophoraceae. The record is from RefSeq and is a predicted model, not a curated record. Bases 85 to 882 code for a protein of 265 amino acids. Gene Ontology annotation, cellular component: cytoplasm. Gene Ontology annotation, molecular function: zinc ion binding. The transcript is spliced from 5 exons.
GCGUGUCCCGACGCGCGUCCCGUCUUUAUAACCCCACGAUACCGCGACGUAACCCAUCUAUACCACUUCUCAUUUAUCAUUGUCAUGUCUAGCUCAACCAACACCACCGACCAUGACCAUCAACUCCUGGGCGUAGGCCAGCAGUGCUCGGCGCCGUCCUGCCACCUCAUCGAUUUCCUUCCCUUCAAGUGCCAACACUGCAACGAGAACUUUUGCGGUGAUCACUUCAGCGUCAGCGGGCACAAGUGUCCGAAGUAUGAUGAGAGCAAGCACAAUCGUGUUGCCCCGAGUUGCCCCUUGUGUAACGAGCCCGUGGCCAUCCCGCCGGGGCAAGAUCCUAAUGUUCGCAUGGAUAGACACAUCAACACGGAAUGUUCGGUCAUAACUGGGAAAGCAGCGAAGAAGUCUACACCAGUAUGUACAAGAGGCAAAUGUGGCAAAGUGCUGUUCGCACCUAUCUCCUGUGACAAAUGCAGGAAGCAAUUCUGUGCAUCACACCGAUUUCCCAGUGAUCACGACUGUGUGUCACUUUCCACCGCAUCGACUGCCACAAAGCUCAGGAGCAAGCCUGCAAUGUCUACUCCUUCUCUGCCAACAUUCAAAUCAUCUUACCGACCGACUACUUUUGCCGCUCGACCCUCUGCCUCGACAGGAUCCUCGAAUCAAGCUUCGAUUUCAUUGCCUUCCAUAUCCAUCGCCAACCCGUUUAACCCCGCUGACCGACGGGCGAAGGCAGAGAGAGAGAGUAGGAGAAAGGCUAUGAUGGAGAGAGCGAAGAAGGGGUUGCUUAGCGAGGAAGAGAAGCUGAUGCUCGCGGGCGAGGAAGCAGAAAGAGCACAGGCGGUGGAGGAAAAGAAAGACAAGGAAUGCGUUAUCAUGUAGCUGCACACCGG